Molecule: messenger RNA, 3808 nt
Organism: Lytechinus pictus (painted urchin)
Lineage: Eukaryota; Metazoa; Echinodermata; Echinoidea; Temnopleuroida; Toxopneustidae
Product: carbohydrate sulfotransferase 11-like
Exons: 6
Coding region: 249-1187 (312 amino acids)
Biological process (GO): carbohydrate biosynthetic process
Cellular component (GO): membrane
Molecular function (GO): sulfotransferase activity
Source: RefSeq, a predicted model, not a curated record
ACAACAAAGUGCACGGUUUUCAAGAUUGUGGUUGCAAAAUGGCCGGUGGAUAGUACGGAGAAAGAAUCGACACGUUUUUUCCCUGAUCUCCGGGGUUUUGACAUUGUUCGGGCGGCAUCUUCGUCAAAAACCAGAAUGGUGCUUUCAGCUGCCGAGAGGGCUAAGAAUUACCGGGAACGGAUGAAGAGGGACCCUGACCGUCGAAAUUUUUCAUAAAACUUCGUCAGCAGCAGGCAAAGCUGGUUAGAAUGAACUACCACGCCAUGAUGUACCCGAUGAACAAGCCCUUGUUCCCGUUCGAUGAAGCCCAUUCACUACGAAAGAACGUUGUAGCCAAUGUCUGCACCUUACUUGAAGAAAAUGCACAUGGGGCCAAGCCCCCGAUCCCCGGACAUCUCCUCGUUGACGACAAUCACCAUCUCAUCUUUUGUCAGAUUCGCAAAGUUGCCUCCAUUACUUGGCGUCAGGUCCUUGAUGAAGCAGCCAAUAAGAAAAGCAGUCACAAGAUUCAACGACUGAGCACGUACACAGCAACAGAGAGAAAUUACAGACUUAAACAUUAUACUAAGAUCAUGUUCGUGCGUGAACCCAUUCUCCGGGUGGUCUCCGGUUGGUUCGACAAGUUCGUCAGAACAAACGACCGAGAUCACCUAAACUAUUUGAUGCGCUAUGGAUGUAACAUCGCCCGUCUCGCAGGUCGGAACGUCAGCGACAUCGAGCUCUGCAGACACGAUCACGUCGACGAGGACGAACUCACAGGAACGGACUUGCUUUCACGGCUGAGAGAAGGUCGGAGGUUGAGGAUAUCUUUCGAGGACUUUUCGCGGUUCCUGAUCAACGGACCGGUAGCUAUCAAGAACGAUAUGCAUUGGGAGACUUACCACUCUCGCUGUCAGCCGUGUCAGGUUGAUUACGAUUACAUCGGACACUAUGAGACGAUAGUAAAUGACGCCCGGGAGAUCAUGCGCCGGGUUGGUCUUAGUAAAGAUGCUUUCCCAUUCCCUGCCAGUCGUUCCAACUCUGAGGAUAUCGCUCAUGAAGUCCUCAACGACCUGGAUCCUCUUCUCAUUAUGCGACUCUCAGAGUAUUACCACCUGGACUACCAGCUCUUUGGCUACAACCUGAGGAAACUGCAAGAAUGGCUUGAUCAGGAUCAGGAGGCGACGAUAUUCAACAAGAAUUACUGAUUUUGAUAAAACGGAGCUGACGCUGCUGGCGCAAUUUGCUGCUCCCUGAACUACACCCACACGGGAUUUACUAUAGUUAGGUCGGUAAGCGCUCUGAUAGUAAUUGAAUAUUGUUUCAGGAGAGUAACGUCACAGACCCUUAAACUGCAAAAUCCAAUUCUAUAGCGUGGUAUAAAUUGAAGUUCAUUUUAGUUUCACUCGCGAUUAUUUUUAUACCUCCGCCCACUAUCUGAGGUUGCCAGAGGUUGUUCGCAUAAAUCUUCCCUGUUUCGUUUUCACAAUAACUUGAAAAACAUUGAGCUUGGUCCAAUGUGUAUUUAUAUCGGUGACUAGCGAUGAUCUUAUAGGCUUGGGGGUGUCAAAGUUAAAGGUCACAGAAGUCAUUACAUACUUGUACAUUGAAAUAAUUCGGUUCUGUCAAUAACCGAAGAACCAUUGGAGGGGUCAUCUUUAAUCACGGUUUCUAGUAUGCAUAUUGGAAGGGACAGCGUUGGAGAACUGUUUGAAGGGUCAUUUUCAAACUUCGCUCAUGUAUGCAUAGAUGUGAGUGAGAAUGGUCCGAGCCCUGUAACAUAAAGCCUAGCGAUUGAUCGUGGGGCAGGUUUCUACGACUGAUUGCAUUGACUAGUAACGAUCAAUCGUAACAACCAGUCCCACUCGCUAAGCUUUAUGUUACAAAGCCCUGGUUAGAUUAUGUGGUCUUUUUGAUUGAUUUAUUUAUUUUUAUUCGUCAAGAACAUCACAGGUGAUUACAAUGAAAUUGAAGAAUAACUUGACAGGAUAGCCCAUGAAAGCCGAAAGGCUUAUUUCCAAUGGUCUUAUUGUUAGUAUAAAGCAUUAGUAUAUUUUAACAACAAAACGUAUAAACUACGACGAGCAGGGGCGGAUCCAGGAUUGUCCAAAAGUGGGGUAGCAAAUUUUUCGGAGGAAAAUUUUGACAAGCCCCCCCCCAAAAAAAAAAAGGUUUUCAACCACAAAUUAAGGAUGCUUCGUACCUGACAAAAUUUGACAAGCAAAAAAAAAAGUGUUUAGAUAAUAAUGUUCUUCAUCUGAUAAUAAUUUUUCACUGCAUGCAGCCGAGAAUCCAUUUGGUUUCUUACACAGUCGCUAUGUCAGAAGCUGGAAUCACUUUUUCAUUUGGGAUGGGGGGAGCUACUGAACCCCUGAUAUAGGAUACCCUUAUCCAGGAUAACGUAUGUUCUGUUUUUCUUGUAAUCUCGUUUGUUUCGUUCCCUUUCAUACAAAAAUUACAAAUAUUUGAAAGAAGAUCUUACGUCACAAAUAAUAGCCACAUCCCAUCCUGGUAGGUAUUUUUGUCAAAUUAUUUUCUUGAAACAAGUCUCUACCCCGCCCCUGCCUUUAACUUCAUAUACAAUUAAUCAUGUUAUUUAAAAAAAGUUAUCAUAAACAUGACCCUUUCUUUAUUGAUUCAUGCAUAUGAGAACACAGCCCCAUUUCGCCAUGCGCGGGUGUAUAUUUCAGAUCCUCACUUAAAACUUGUCUUUUUUUAACACUAGCAUUUUUAUUUUAAUUUCAUAAUCAAUGGAAUCAUUGUUUACAUUAGUCAGCCCACCUUUUCCCUUUAAAACAACCGUAUAAAGCGCCCUACACAUGUUAUUAUUUUAUUAUUGUCAUAUUAUUAUUAUUAUUAUUAUUAUUAUCAUUGUUAUGAUGUAAAAUUUCUGGAUAAGUUGCCAGCCCACCGAAACAAAAGGAAAGUUUGUAUAAAUGCUUUAGGACUAUGACUGAAAAUUAUUGAUAUCCGUUUUAAUGCAUAGGCACGGCCAAAAUGUGUUCGUCAUAGUUUCAAUUCCUUGUAAAUAAAAAACCUGAAAGUCACUUGCAACUGAUACCAGAUAACAGAAACCCUUUCUUUGGUUCUGACGUUUAAUGAUAACGACUUCCUGAUUCUUGGUACUUAUUUCUAUAUUUAUCUGAAAACUUAGUUCAAAUUAGGAUAUAACUGUUAGCAUACAUGUGCAAAAUGUUAAGUCUAGAUGAUAUUCAGUCAAAUUGUGUAUAGUGACCAUCGAAAGAAAACAAAAGUGGCCAUUUUAGACAGGUGGUUACUACAGACGGGUUAGCGGCCAUCUUCGAUUUACCUUGUAUUGGAGAUACUUUGCAAUGUACUGAAAAUACAUGUACAGUAUGUGUUUUAAUGAGUUAAUUUUUAUAUAUUGCAUGUAUUGCUAUCCACCAGAUACUUAUGUUGAUUGUUUAAUUGUUAUUUUAAGAGUAAGAUUUAUGUUAAGAUGCAGCUGCAAGUGCAAGGAUUACUGUCGGAGUCAUAAAUUUUGGUGCAGCUGAUUUUCAGUGGCCACUAUAGAAGGUGGGAUAUUGACCAAGGGGCGCAAAAUAAGUGGCCAUUGGCCGCGUUAGACAGUGGCUAACUACAGUGCGUAUCCAAAAAAGUUUACACUUUGAAAAAGUCCUGGAAACUGAAAUUAAUACAACAUGGGGAUAAAUUUUCACAGGUAUUCUUGGGUUUGGUUCUCAUCUCUCAAAUGAAAAUAAAGAUUUGGACAGAAUGUAAAGCUCGCAGAAAUCGGCUUGUGCAGAUUGAAACACCGACAAAGUACCGUCUUAUUAACCCUUUUUAGGAUAUUCGAUGGGCGUUCGAA